Bufo gargarizans (Asiatic toad) is the source of this 1419-nucleotide messenger RNA. Its product is annotated as complement component C1q receptor-like. Gene Ontology annotation, molecular function: extracellular matrix protein binding; extracellular matrix binding. The record is from RefSeq and is a predicted model, not a curated record. The transcript has 4 exons. Gene Ontology annotation, biological process: cell migration. Gene Ontology annotation, cellular component: external side of plasma membrane; extracellular matrix. Lineage: Eukaryota; Metazoa; Chordata; Amphibia; Anura; Bufonidae. The coding region runs from base 1 to 1419 and encodes 472 amino acids.
AUGGUUAUAGGAAGACAGAAGAAGCUGCUGCAGCGCGAUCAUGUGGAAAAGGCAAAUAUUGAGUCCACCUGUUCUAAUGAUGCCUGUUACACGGUCCACCUGAAUAAGACAGCAUUUACAGAUGCUCACGUGGAGUGUACCAACAGAGGAGGUGACCUGGUCACCAUACAAAAUGAAGAAGAAGCAGGGCAUGUCCACAGUUUACUUUGGAAACUUACCAGUAGUGCACCAUUGGUUCGCCCAUUAAAGCUUUGGAUUGGUCUGCAGCUAAAGUUAAAGUCCUGUGUUGUUAGAAAUGAAACUUUAAAAGGGUUUUCGUGGAUCACAGAUAAUGAAGAUGCAAAGGAAGGUCAGUUCUCCAACUGGCUGACUGAACCAAAGGCAACUUGUACUAAGAGAAAGUGCGUGAGUAUGAAAUUGCAAAAGGAUUCACCUGAUAAUUACAAAUGGUCGGACGAGUUAUGUUCUUUCCACGCUGAUGGCUACAUCUGCAAAUUCAACUUUGAGGGCAUGUGCCAGCGGGUUGUUCUUGCUGGCCCAGGAUCUGUUGAAUAUGAUACCCCUUUUGGUUUCAAAAUUUCUUCUUUGGACCUUGUUCCGUAUGGCUCUUCAGCAUCUGUGUCUUGUGGGCACAAUGGAGAACAUACAAGACACUUGUUACUUUGUCUGAAAUCAGAUGAAACGAAUUCGUAUCAGUGGGGUAAUUCUCGUUUGGACAAAAAAUCGAACGGACCCUUUUGUGCUUCUGAGAAACUCAGCUGUAAGUACAAAAAUGGUGGAUGUGAACAUGAAUGUGUAGAGUUUCCGCUAAACAAAUCCCUCUCCUGUAGAUGCAAAGAUGGCUAUGUGCUAGCACCCGACCUGGUGUCCUGUGUUCUCCCUGACCACUGCCAGUCUAAUCCAUGUGAGCAGAAAUGUAUAAACCACCAAUAUGGCUUUGAAUGUUCAUGUUUUAAUGGCUUUGCACUGGCUGAAAACCAAGUAAGCUGCUACAAUAUCAAAGGAUGUUUGAAAGGGGAAUGUGACCCAAGAAUUAUCAAUGGGUACAAAACUGAGGGACUGGAAUUAGAAUCCAAUGACACCACUAGCAGUAUUCUAAAAGAAAAUGAUCCAGACCAGACCUCUCCACAUACCUUUAUAAAUGGACAGAACGACAACGGGAAUACACCUAAAAUUACACAACCCACCCUAAAGCCUUCUGUGGAAACUGCUUCCCCUGGUGCAAAUGUCAAAGAACGUUUUCGGCUGAAUAGCCUUCUUCAGUAUAACCGGAUUGUGGCCGCAUAUAGUGCAAAGCUGAAUAAGGAUAAAAUUCCCUCAGUGGGUGGCAGGAAUGCUGCUUCUUACGUGGGCUCUAUGUCCCUGUUUGGCAUGCGGUCCGGGAGGCUGAGGCCUAUGUUCCGGAUUGCCAUCUCCUAA